AUGAAAAACACCCUUUUGGGUUCCCGGAUCGACUCUGUGGGCAGACAUGGCAAGUAUUUCUGGAUGCGAUUGAACUUGGCCAAUGGACCUGAUUUGGCCAAAGCUCCUAGUGGAGUCCUUUUGAUGCAUUUUGGAAUGACCGGAAUGAUCAAGUUACGCAAUAUCGACUCUCAUUUGACUUUUAUGGAGAAUGGAGGCGACAAAAAGGUUCUAGAAAAAAUGAAGGUUGCGGUCAAGCAAGAAACUACGGAAACAGUUACGGUUCCGAAAGACGAUAAGGAUACGAAAGACGAUGUAAAAGAUGAAGAAUGGCCGCCCAAAUUCGUCAAGUUUGAAAUGGAUCUCGAGAGAGAAAAUGGAGAGGUGAUUGAAUUGGCAUUCGUGGACCCUCGGCGACUUGGACGAGUGAGACUUUUAACAGGAGAAACGGUUCAAAGUGACGAACUAUUGAUGGAAGAGGCUCCUCUCAAAUCUUUAGGUCCUGAUUAUUCCAAGCUGGCAGAGGGAAAAACCACGGAUAAAUUUGUGUAUGGAGAUCCUGAUCCUCACCAUCAUGGUAGACCACGGCUUCUGUUACAAGAAUUUAACGAUUUGGUUUUACUAAAGAAAAAACCCAUCAAAAGCAUGCUUUUGGAGCAAGAAUUAUUCUCUGGAGUCGGCAACUGGGUAGCAGAUGAGAUCAUCUACCAUGCUCGGCUUCAUCCCAACGAGGUAAUUUCCAGUAAAAUAUCUAAUGAUGGAAAUGUGAGCCAGGUUAUUAAGGAACUUUACAAUGCUCUCAUAUAUGUUUGUGAGUAUUGUGUCUCUGUGGAGGGAGAAGUGACGCAAUUUCCAGACAAUUGGCUCAUGCCAUAUCGAUGGGGAAAGGGCAGAAAACAAGAAAAGAGCAAAACAAAAGAAGGCUACCAAGUUGACCAUGGAACCGUUGGUGGAAGGACAUCGUGUUUUGUGCCCGAGUUGCAAAAAAUGCUAAAGAAUCAAAAGACGGAAGACAAAGAGAAAGAAAAAGUCAAAAAAGUGAAAAAGAAAGCGGAAGACGGUGAGACAAAAGUUAAGAAAGACAAUGAGACGAAAGCUGAAGACGAUGGUGAGAGUACGCGAACCAAAAGGCUUGCUUCAGGUGCGGCUGGAGGGCUGCGAAAAAAAAAAUCCACGAAAUGA
This is a messenger RNA of Meyerozyma guilliermondii ATCC 6260, 1161 nucleotides long. It is a transcript of the gene FPG1, whose product is annotated as Fpg1p. Gene Ontology annotation, molecular function: zinc ion binding; DNA N-glycosylase activity; damaged DNA binding. Bases 1 to 1161 code for a protein of 386 amino acids. The transcript has a single exon. Gene Ontology annotation, cellular component: nucleus. The record is from RefSeq and is a predicted model, not a curated record. Gene Ontology annotation, biological process: base-excision repair. NCBI's taxonomy places the organism in Eukaryota, Fungi, Ascomycota, Pichiomycetes, Serinales, Debaryomycetaceae.